CUGGUGUGCACUCAUUUUGUGUGGCCACCGCACAUUUUUUAUGUAUACAUCGAGGGAGAUUGAAGAGACUAAACAGAAAAGAACGCCCAAAUUUUGGUAAUGGAAAGUGGAGUAAUGGCGUCUCAAACUUGACGACACUGAUUAAACGCGCGCCUCCUACUUUCUCUCCAUUUGCCCCUCUCUUCCAACUUUUCUGCUCCGAAUCUAAUCUCGGCUUUUUACUCUCCAUUUCGUGCUCUGAAUCAUUUCGGAACCUGUGGAAGAUCAGGGAUGGUGGGUGUUUGAGAGCGCUGGAAUUGAAGCUAUGGGUUCCAGUUCCGAUUCCUAUUCGAACAAUGAUAAUAACAACGCAGUAGGAUGGAACAGAGCUGGGGGUUUGAUUAUGAAGACUUUGGUACUCUUUGGUGGUGCCCUUUUGCUUAAACGCCUCACUAAGUCCACAACGCGAUGGGAUCAUGCCCGCUUCGUUUCUCAGUCCCUUUCUGGCGAGAAGUUUUCGAAGGAGCAAGCAGCUAGGGAUCCUGAAAAUUACUUCAAUAUCAGAAUGGUUACGUGCCCUGCAGCAGAAAUGAUCGAUGGUUCUACGGUAUUAUACUUUGAACAAGCAUUCUCCAGAACUCCUCAAAAACCCUUUCGUCAGAGAUUUUAUACGGUGAAGCCUUGUUCAAAAGAGAUGAAAUGUGAUGUGGAGUUGAGCUCAUACGCCAUUCGGGAAAUGGAGGAGUACAAGAAUUUUUGUGAUCGGACAAAAGAUCAACGUCCUCUUCCCGAAGAAAUUGUUGGGGACAUUGCAGAGCAUUUAACUACGUUACAUCUUAAGCGUUGUGAUCGUGGAAAACGUUGCUUGUAUGAAGGUUCUACUCCACCCGGCGGUUUUCCAAAUUCAUGGAAUGGAGCAGCCUACUGUACUUCUGAAUUAUCUAUCCUAAAGAAUAAUGAAGUACAUACCUGGGAGAGGGGUUACGACGAAGAUGGAAACCAGGUUUGGGGAACAAAAGAAGGACCUUACGAAUUCAAGGCAGUUCCAGCCAACAGUCUCAAGGACAUGUUUUCUCCACUAAAUUUCUCUCAGCAGUCCAUGGAGAAAAGAAUAGAGGGCUCAUUUGUCUUGCAAUAACAGUCACUUGAUAAUUUAUCUUAUAUAUAGUGUAAAUUUCCGUCACCUUUCCUAUCUGAAAUAAAAUCUUGCAUUUGCUUGUCA
Molecule: messenger RNA, 1201 nt
Organism: Cucurbita moschata (crookneck pumpkin)
Lineage: Eukaryota; Viridiplantae; Streptophyta; Magnoliopsida; Cucurbitales; Cucurbitaceae
Product: chromophore lyase CRL, chloroplastic-like
Exons: 9
Coding region: 305-1117 (270 amino acids)
Biological process (GO): protein-phycocyanobilin linkage
Molecular function (GO): lyase activity
Source: RefSeq, a predicted model, not a curated record